AUGGCGUUCACUGACCAGCCGAUCAGAAACCUCCUGGUCCCCUUCGUGGCUCUGCUCGCCGCGUUGUGGCUUCGACCGAUUCUCCAAAGACUGCCCGCCCCUGAGCUAGCAAAGCUUCAACUGACAUCCUUAAAUGGUACCCUGCACUCCAACGAAACUUGCAAGAUCAUCCACCAUCCUGCUGGUUCGCUGAAGUACUGCGAAGAUCUCCUGCAUUGGAAAGAAGCCGGCGUUGCGAUUGCUAGCUGUGAUCAAGGUCGUCCAGAGUGGAAUACGGUUCUGGGUCCACUCAAGAAUCCCGAUCCACGAGGGCGUCUAUUUGUGUAUCAUCUCCCUGAAAACGAGCCUAGGGCCCCCAUCAAGCAACCCCAGCCUUGGGUCUACGAGCUCGAACUAACUGGCUUUCCGGCCGGCAAAGAUUUCCAUCCGCUCGGUUUAGAGCUCCAUCAGCUCACCGAAAACUCUGCCAGACUGUUCCUUGUCAACCACCGUAGAGAUAGGAGUGUUAUCGAAGUCUUCAAGCUCGAGUUCAACUCACCUGCAGGAUCAUCGUCCGAAGAUUCCAAGUCGCAAAAGCUGUCCCUCACUUGGGAACGCACCUUGGCUCAUGCCUUGAUCUCAACCCCCAACGCUAUUGUCGCACUCGAUUCAAACUCCUUCCUCGUCACCAAUGACCACUACAUCAAUCGUCGGGCACACCCCGCAUUGCACGUUCUUGAGACUUGGCUAGCUCUCAGGGGUGGUAGUGUGGUAGAAGUAAGAUUCGGCGAUCAGCCCAAAGAGAACCUCAACAAAACAGAAGUGAUUGAUGCUGCUGCACUCAACAAAACAGAAGUGAUCGAUGCUGCUGCACUCAACAAAACCGAAGUGAUCGAUGCUGCUCCACUCAACAAAACAGAAGUGAUCGAUGCUGCUGCACUCAACAAAACCGAAGUGAUCGACGUCACUGAAUGGGAGAACGUGGAGGCGUGGAAGACCAUUGAUGGGAUCCCAUUUGCAAACGGCUUAGCAUUGAACCCAAGUAGAUCAACCCUAGUCGUAGCGUGCUCGAUCACACAAACGUUAUGGUAUUACCACCAACUCAAGCCGAUUGGCUCGAACCAGCGACUUGCUUUCAACCCGAUUGGCUCACGAAAGCUCAGCUUUGCGCCCGACAACAUCCACUUUGAUAGCCCCCACAGAUUGAUCGCUGCAGGCCAUCCCCACGGUCUAUCCUUACUCAAGUUCUCCUGGCAUCUUGAAAAGGGUAAACCGGCGGGUAGCUCGGUUGCCGUCGUCUUACACUCCGACCCCGACGGACCUUUGAACCCUCAUCGAACUCAGGUACACAACAUCUUAGUAGAUGAUGGAGAGUUCUUUGCCUCUUCCACUAGUGCCAUCAUUAUUCCUCAAUCCACAAGACUCAAUAAAACAGAUCAUCCGGAAAACAAGCUCAUAGUCACUGGACUGUAUCAGACCGGUCUGUUGGAAUGUGAUUUGUCUUCAGAAUGA
This is a messenger RNA of Puccinia triticina, 1491 nucleotides long. RefSeq lists its product as uncharacterized. The transcript is spliced from 3 exons. Bases 1 to 1491 code for a protein of 496 amino acids. The record is from RefSeq and is a predicted model, not a curated record. Lineage: Eukaryota; Fungi; Basidiomycota; Pucciniomycetes; Pucciniales; Pucciniaceae.